AUGCUCCUGCUUGCGGCCUCUCUGCUGGUGGCCGUGUGGAUGCCGUCGACCGCCGUGGCCAUGGCUGCCGACGAGGCCCUCCCGACUGGCCCCCCUGCCGCUGCUGAUGACGAUGGCCUGACGACUGUGGACGACCAGCUUCUGCUGAGCGAUGAGGAUGGCGAUGAGCCGUUGGUGUCGUCUGGUGGUCUGCGGGGUUUGCAGUCGUGCAUUGCCUCUUACUCAAAGAAACAGUGCAAGAAGACCUCUCACUGCUGCUCGCACAAGUAGGGCAAAGGGAAGAGGGAGAGCCAUGGCGAUGCGUGUGUUGAUGUGUGUGUGUGUGUGUGUGUGUCUGCAGCUGUGUGAACGGCCAGUGCCGUAAGGGCGGCGAUCUGAAUGACAUUGGCCAUGGCUGUCGAUAUGACAACGACUGCCACUCACAUUGGUGCACGAAUGGCAAAUGUGAGCCGCACACUCACACACAGAGGGGGCAAUGUGGGCGUCAUCCCUUCUGUGUGUGUGGUGUGUGAUUUAGGCAAGGAGAGGGGCCACCAUGACGACCACCAUGACGACCACCAUGACGACCAUCGGUGCAAGAAAGACCAUGAUUGCAAGCGUGGCCAUUACUGCUGGAAGAAACACCACGACCACAAAUACGGCAAAUGUGAGUGACACAGGCAGACACAGUGGGCGGACAGACAGACCUAUGGGCCGUGUCCAUCCACUGUGGCCAUGUGUGUGUGGUCUUCAGGCCGUCGGCAUUAGGCGUCCAACUCAUUCAGACACUGCGGCUCGUGUGUCGUUGUUUGUUCAUGUGUGAGUGGACGGCGCUGGUCUCGCUGUCUGUCUGUCUGUCUGUCUUACUGUGCCCAAGUUGUUUGUACAGUCAAUCACGUGACGUCUGUCUGUCUUUCAGUCUGCUGUGUCUUUGGUAUUGUGUGGCUUUGCAGUCAGCGUGAAUAAGGGCGGGGUCGGCGGGAUGUCACUGGUUGGGGGCGGUGAGCCCUCAGGUGCAUUCGUAUUGCUUGUACUCAAGAGAGGGGCAGAGAGAAUGGUGUGGUGAGUGUCGUGGGCAUCAAAAGAUGGCCACCACACACACGUCUCAAUUACACAUGCAGUGGUGCAUCUGGUGGUGGGGUGCAUUCCUUCGUGGGCGUCUGCGGGACAUACACACAUACAUGUAGUGUGGUGUGUGUGGGUAGUGCCCCUGCAAAGCAUCGUGUGUGACAUAGUAAGCUGACCUCACUCAACUUGGUGUGUGCUCCUUUGUGACCGGCAGACAGACACAUUGAG
Messenger RNA from Vitrella brassicaformis, 1275 nucleotides. Lineage: Eukaryota; Vitrellaceae. The record is from the annotation of a GenBank genome assembly.